AACAGUCACUAACACCAUCAGGGUUGAAACCUGACUGAGCAGCACAAGAUAAGAGCUACUGAGGAACUGAGCUUGAUUGGAAACCAUGGCCUCCACUGUCUCUGUGCGCAGCUACUCGGUGCGUCAGCCCUCCUUCUCCAGCAUGUCUGUGAGGGACAGCGGACGCAGCAUUCGCUCCAAGCCUCCUGUCCCCAUUAGCACACUGUCUCUGUCCCGCUCCGUGUCAAUGGGCAAUGGCCUGAACAUGCUGGGCUCCAGCCUCUCUAUCAACGGCCUCGGUGUCGCCACCAACGAGAAGGAGACCAUGCAGGGCCUGAACGACCGCCUGGCAAACUACCUGGACAAGGUGCGAACGCUGGAGAGGUCCAACGCUGAGCUGGAGGUGAAGAUCAAGCAGCUCAUGCUGGAGAAGGCUCCAAAAGGGCACGACAUUGAGGGGUUGAUGGCUCAGGCCCAUGUCAUCGGGCAGGAGGUGAGAAAGAAGACGCUGGAGAACGCCCGAAUCAUGCUGGAGAUUGAUAAUGCCAAGCUGGCGGCCGAUGACUUCAGGGUCAAAUGGGAGGCAGAAGCCACCUUGUGCCAGUCGGUGGAGAGGGACUGUCAGGCUCUGCGGAGAGCAAAGUCUGACCACGACCAGAUCAUCGCCACCCUGCGAGGAGACCUGGACAGCCUGAAGGAGGAGCUCUACUUCCUCAAGAAGAAUCACGACGAGGAGAUGAAUGCAAUGAAGUCCCGUCUGGCCAACGAGCAGGUGAAUGUGGAGGUGGAUGCGGCUCAGGGUCCUGAUCUCGGGGCCAUCAUGGCUGAGCUGAGGGUCCAGUAUGAGGGCAUCACUCGCAAGAACAAGGAGGAGGCCGAGGCCUGGUACCUCAAGAAGUUAGAAGCAGUGCAGUCUGAGGUCAAAGAAAGCAACGAGGCUUUGCGUUGUGCCCAAAGUGAGCUCAGUGAGAGGCGACGCUUCCUGCAGGCUCUGGAGGUGGAACUGGACAGUCUUCGGAAGCAGGUUGGUGUGUUGGAGGGAAACUUGGGAGAAACGGGGCACAAGUACUCCGUGGAGAUGGACCGUCUUCAGGCCACGCUGACCCAGCUGGAGGACGAGCUGUCUCAGCUGCGUUUGGACAUGCAGCGCAACAAGACUGACUACGAACAACUGCUGCGCAUCAAACAGAACCUGGAGAUGGAGAUCGCCACCUACAGGAGGCUGCUGGAGGGAGAGGAGAUGGUUAAAGAAACACCUCCACCUCCUAAAAAGGAUCCCGAUGUGAGGACCAGGAAGAUUGUAAAAGUCGUCACUCAGACGAUGAUCAACGGGAAGGUGGUGGAUGAGUCCAGUGAGGUGGAGCAGAUUGAGGAGCACAAAAAAUGAGCCAAAGUUUGUGAAGAGAAGAAGCAGUGAUGUCGCUUCAAGUGGAUCAAAUCUAUCUCACUAUGACCCUAUUUGUUUUAUGUUUACCUUAUAUUGUGUUUUAAUGCCCUACAUCUGCCAAAAAAUAGAAUGAACUGUAUUCAAAACAAGUUCAACCUAUCAGCAACACGAUAUAUUUCUAGGGAUGGGUAUCAUUUAAAACAUUACAAUACUUGCAGCUGUACCAGUGGCUUUAAAGUGAUACAGAUACUAACAGAGUACUUCAUUCGAUGCCCAUCAUGUGGCUCAUUCACUUGCACAAUAUGCCACUGAAUACCACACGCGAGUACAACCAUACUUUUGAACACUGUAAUGACAUUUGACCACACUUUUUACAACAGACUGCAUGUGUUGUAGCUGCUG
Molecule: messenger RNA, 1768 nt
Organism: Plectropomus leopardus (leopard coralgrouper)
Lineage: Eukaryota; Metazoa; Chordata; Actinopteri; Perciformes; Serranidae
Gene: krt1-c5
Product: keratin, type 1, gene c5
Cellular component (GO): cytoskeleton
Molecular function (GO): structural molecule activity
Source: RefSeq, a predicted model, not a curated record